Molecule: messenger RNA, 585 nt
Organism: Kazachstania africana CBS 2517
Lineage: Eukaryota; Fungi; Ascomycota; Saccharomycetes; Saccharomycetales; Saccharomycetaceae
Exons: 1
Coding region: 1-585 (194 amino acids)
Source: RefSeq, a predicted model, not a curated record
AUGCUCACAAACCAUUACGAGUAUAUAUAUAUAUCACCAUUAGUUUCAAUUAAAUGUUUACGUCGGUUUUCUGUGGACUGCUUUCAGAUAAAGCCAAGAGUGGUAAUUAUUCAUGCAUCGAGUCGAGCAACAGAGAGAUGGCGUACAGCACGAAAUUUGAAUGCAAAUUCGUCUUGUUCAGGUUUUGCUGUGCUCGGCACGCCAAGAAACGCGUGCCAAUAUAUUGAAUUAAGCUUUUUGCAGGCAAAAUUUUUGCGAAGGCCUAAGUUUUGCUUAUUGCAUUCAGCAGUUUGCAUGCUCGAGGUACGGUACCUUGAGAACUUGUUUACGAGUUGUUUUGCAUGGAAAACUUUGCUCUUACGAUUUUUUCUCGAGAAAGUGUGUCAGACUGGCCACCUUAGCACAAUGCUCUCCCACCAUGCUUGUAGUCCAGUACAUCAGGCGGGUUACGAGAGGAUAUAUUGUGUGAGUAAACCGUUUUAUUGCUGGGUGAGACUUUGUAUACAUUUUGGGGCAGAUUUUCAAGUUGUAUCCUCCCGCAGUUGCGAAAUGACUGGAUUCAUUUAUAAGCAAGUGCUUUUAUAA